Toxorhynchites rutilus septentrionalis is the source of this 1650-nucleotide messenger RNA. RefSeq lists its product as uncharacterized. Lineage: Eukaryota; Metazoa; Arthropoda; Insecta; Diptera; Culicidae. The record is from RefSeq and is a predicted model, not a curated record. Gene Ontology annotation, biological process: DNA integration. The transcript has 2 exons. Bases 1 to 1650 code for a protein of 549 amino acids. Gene Ontology annotation, molecular function: nucleic acid binding.
AUGGAUCCGAAGGUGAAGCCAGUAUUCCAACCCAUUCGGAGAAUUCCAAUACCGCUUGAAGAACCAGUAAACCGAAAACUGGAGCAACUACUGAACAAGGAUAUCAUUGAAGUAAAGCAAGGACCAGCAUCGUGGGUAUCACCACUGAGCGAUGGGUUCUCCGACUGCAAGCUUUCGACUAUUUCGACUAUUCAUAUUUCGGGAGAGAGAAAUUUGGCGGAUGUACUCUCGCGUUUGAGCACGCUAGCACCAGUUCCAUUUGAUCCAAAUGAGGAACUUUUCAUUAAACACGUUGCUUCGUCAGCUGCAACAUCCGCUGCACUUCGCUGGGAGGAAGUUGUUGAGGCGACAAAAGGAGACCCGGAACUACAAGAAGUACUAAAAGGACUUGACAAUGGAAGCAUUGAUCAAUUGCCACUAGCUUUCCGUGUAAUUGCCCAGGAAUUGUGUCGAUUUGGUGAUAUACUACUACGCACGGAUAGAAUCGUUGUACCUAAUUCGUUGCGUGACAGAGUAAUCAGGAUUGCUCACGAAGGACAUUUGGGAAUGCGUACCAUGAAAUCUCAUCUAAGAGGUGUGGUGUGGUGGCCCAAGAUGGAUACUGCGGUGGAAGCAUAUGUGAAAAAGUGUCGAGGAUAUCUUCUAGUUUCAACUCCUGAUCCUCCACAGCCAAUGGUCAGAAAAGAGAUGCCAAACGGUCCAUGGGAAGACAUUGCCAUAGACUUUCUGGGACCGCUUCCUAACGGAGAAACUUUACUUGGCGUUGUUGAUUACUAUAGCCGGUACAUAGAGGUCUGUGAAAUGCAAGAAACCACAGCAAAGCACACAAUCGAAGAAUUAAGUAAAAUCUUCAGUCGUUUUGGUAUACCUGUAACCAUUCGAUCUGACAACGGACCACAGUUCAGUGGGAGCUGUGAAGAAUUCAGAACCUUCUGCAAUGAGUUUGGAAUUAGAUUAAUCAAUACUAUUCCAUACUGGCCUCAACAAAAUGGGGAGGUUGAAGGGCAGAACCGUUCCCUCUUGAAACGAAUGCGAAUCGCACAGGAACUAGGUCAGAGUUGGAGAUAUGUUCUAUGCCAAUAUAUAUUAUCCUAUCACGCCACACCGCAUUCCACAACAGGCCGAUCACCUUCAGAGUUAAUGUUUGGUCGAAAAAUACGCUCCAAGCUGCCUCGCAUUCAGUUCAGCUCUCAUAUGGAUGAAGCUGUACGUGAUUACGACAAAGUCCAGAAAGAAAAGGGGAGAAUAGCUGCCAAUUUGAAACGUCGGGCACGUUUCAGUGACAUUGAGGUGGGAGAUCGAGUUUUAAUGAGAAAUAUGCGUAAAGAAAAUAAACUGAGUGCCGGGUUUAAGCCUGAGGAGUUUGUUGUUAUCCGGAGAGCAGGUGCAGAUACCUCAAUACGUUCAACAAUAGAUGCGAAGGAAUAUCGUCGAAAUGCAGCUGAUCUUAAACGAAUUGAACCUGCGAUCGAUCAUCAAUCAAUUCAGAAUGAAUCUAGUGAUGAACAUAUGAAUAGAAACUCUACGCAAACGGAGGAAGUAAAUUAUGAACAAGUUACAGAAGAUGCGGCGUCGUUGAAUGAAAUGCCAUCACGCUCAAAGCGUGUUCGAACAGAACCAAGAAAACUAUUGGAUUAUAUCCCAUACUGA